AUCUGCACUCUGCAGCAAGGAACUGUCAUCGAUUAAAUGGACGGGAAAAUGAGUUCUAACAAUUCUUCUACUUAUCGCCGCGCCAACUUAAAAAUUGCACCUGGUGCAGUAGUGUGCGAAGAGAGUAUUCUAAAAGGAGACAUUUCUAUUGGUGCAAAAACUAUAAUUCAUCCUAGAGCAUGUAUUCUAGCAGAAGCUGGUCCAAUCAUUAUAGGAGAAGGCAAUAUAAUUGAAGAGAUGGCAACUAUAACCAACAGACUGCCAUCUGAUGCUCCAGAACCUGUAACUGUACCAGUGCAAAUAAUAGGAAACUAUAAUGUAUUUGAGACUGAUUGUGUUUGUGAAUCAUAUAAAGUUGGCGAUAACAACAUCUUAGAAGCAAAAGCUCAAGUUAGUCGAGAAAUUGAAUUAACUAACGGAUGUGUUAUUGGAGCUGCAUGUUCUUUGACAGAACAAGAAACAAUACCAGAAAAUACAAUAGUAUAUGGAAGCCAAUGUCAACGUAGAGAAAUGAAUGACAAGCCAUAUCCUCAAAUUGGACAGUUGGAUUUUCUAUUAAAAGUACUCCCGAACUAUCACCACUUUCGCAAAUCGAAUGUAAAAUCGAAACCUGGAGGACCUUUGUGAAUGAUAUAUACUGACAUUGUUCUUGUAGUAAUAAUA
Messenger RNA from Mycetomoellerius zeteki, 663 nucleotides. RefSeq names its product dynactin subunit 6 (gene DCTN6-p27). Gene Ontology annotation, cellular component: dynactin complex. Gene Ontology annotation, biological process: mitotic spindle organization. The record is from RefSeq and is a predicted model, not a curated record. Gene Ontology annotation, molecular function: dynein complex binding. Bases 37 to 627 code for a protein of 196 amino acids. The transcript is spliced from 5 exons. Lineage: Eukaryota; Metazoa; Arthropoda; Insecta; Hymenoptera; Formicidae.